Messenger RNA from Fonsecaea erecta, 1488 nucleotides. RefSeq lists its product as hypothetical. The transcript has 2 exons. Gene Ontology annotation, cellular component: mitochondrial small ribosomal subunit. The coding region runs from base 1 to 1488 and encodes 495 amino acids. Gene Ontology annotation, molecular function: structural constituent of ribosome. The record is from RefSeq and is a predicted model, not a curated record. Lineage: Eukaryota; Fungi; Ascomycota; Eurotiomycetes; Chaetothyriales; Herpotrichiellaceae.
AUGUCGCUGUCAAUAUGUACGGAAUGCCUUUCGCGGCUGAGAAUCUCACCGACCACUCCGAAAGCUCUUGCUGUCACCGCAUCGACCUGGACUCAAACGACAUCUUUUCACAGUUCUGCCGUGCAAUUUAAAUCCCCUUUAUUGAAGAAGAAAGUCUCCCAAUCCGGUACCUCAGCUCCCAGAGCUCGUCAGUCCCAAUCCGCGCGCCUGAAGAAGAAAAGCCGCGACCGGCCCAAGCUACCGCCCGUCGGCGAACGUCGAGCCCAACGCCGCCGCAUCGUUCUCUCAAACACCAAUGCCUUGCCUGUAUCGGACAUGGAGACAUGGAGCAAGGAGAAUAUGGUGGACGAGAAGUCUCUUGGGCAGAUGAUGGCGCUUGACGGUGCACUGUUGGAUCAAUUGAGAGAUUCAGGAGCCUUCAAGACGACUCAGAACUGGAGUCUAUUUCGCCGGCCGGCGACUCUGAUACGAGAGGAGACGCUUCGAAUUGCGAAAGAUAUGGAAGCUAUCAAGCAAGAGGGUGGGGAAAAGAAGGUUGUCAAGCAUUUAGUCAUUGGCGAAAAGGCCAGUGGGAAAAGUGUUCUCAUGUUGCAAACCAUGAGCAUGGCCUACAUGAAUCACUGGAUCGUCCUCAACGUCCCGGAAGCUCAAGAUUUUGUGAACAACACGUCUUCGUACGCCCCUCUCCGACACGCCGACGACGAGUCUGAACACAUGUACAUCCAACCACACCUGACGCAACUCCUGCUCACCCGCAUUGCCGCCUCCAACGAAUCCGUCUUGAAGUCUCUCCGACUUAACCACGUCCCUCCCAAACCACUGUCUCUAAAGAACAACUCCACAUUACUGGAUCUCGCUCAAAAGGGCGCAGGCGACCACCACCUGUCGUGGCAAGCAUGGCAAGCCUUCUACAAAGAACUGACCGAACCAGGACAGAACCAACGUCCACCGGUCUUGGUCGCUGCCGACGGUGUAGACCAUUGGAUGGGUCCCACAGCAUAUCGCGACAGCGAGCAUAAACUCCUCCAUUCGCACCAAUUCACGUUGGUGAAGCAAUUCAUCAAUCUCCUGUUCACAGGUAGCACAUCGAAUACGUCGCCAUUUAUCAAUGGUGGCAUGGUGAUCUACAGCACCUCGGGCUCAAACACUCCCGCCUUCCCGACUUUCAACCUCAUCCUCUCCCAGAUGCGCGCUGUCCAAGUGGACUCGAUCGCUCCCACGCACCCCGAUUUCCCCUUGCCGAAGCCCUACAGUAAACCCGAUCCACGAGUCCUUGCCCUUUCCGCACCGGCCACCCGCGGAGGUUUGAACUUGCUGGAAUUGAAGGGGUUGAAUAAACUAGAAUCGAAGGGCUAUUUGGAAUAUUUUGCAAAGAGCGGGCUUUUGCACAGGCGCAUUACGGAAGGCCUAGUGAGUGAGAUGAGGGGAUUGAGCGGAGGCGGCAUUGUGGGUGAGUUGGCGAGGUUGAGUAGACGUGUGAUUGCUUGA